AUUUAGUAUAUAAAGUUGGAGAUUUCGAUCCCUGGUUAGUAUUGCAUAUAGUACUCACCGGUACAACAGUAAACAAGUGUAAUUAACAAUUAUGUUCGCCAAGAUUGUAGUGUUAGCCGCUUUCGUCGCCUGUGCAAGUGCAGGAUUAAUCGGAGGGCACGGUCUAGGAUAUGGAGCAAUAUCAGUAGCCCAUGCAGCGCCGAUUGCAGUUGCUGCACAUGCACCUGUUCACGAAACUGUAGAUUAUUAUGCGUACCCUAAAUACGAGUUUAAUUACGGAGUAGCCGACGGCCACACUGGAGAUCAUAAAUCCCAAAAGGAAGUGCGCGAUGGAGACGUCGUGAAGGGUUCUUACACCGUCGCCGAGCCCGAUGGUACCCUCAGAACUGUCCAUUACACCGCCGACGAUCAUAACGGUUUCAAUGCAGUAGUAACGAGAUCUGGACAUGCCGUACAUCCUCAAGUGGUCCACAAAGCUAUCGCCGUUGCCCCGGUGGCGCUUUCCCUUGGACACGGACACGGACACGGCUACCAUUGAUGAUCUCGAAGGCUUAUAGAAUCUGUUGCUCAUUAAUGUACAUACCUCAUAAGUUGUUUUUUGCUAGUGUUGUUCUUCUUUGUAGCAUUUAUUGUAUCUCAUCUUCGCCAUAUUUAUUAUUUUUUUGUAUUCAAAUAAAAGACUAUCGUUAUUGUGAAUGGAUUUGUUGAUUUCCCUCUAACAUCGCAAUUAUUAAACAUCCAACAAACAAGAACAUUGAAUAUAUCUAAUAGAUCUUCCUUUCUAAAUCUUGCCUGUAUUUCAUCCAUAAUGGUAUCGUCGUUUUGGACAAACUUCGUACACGUGAUUCUUCAUGGGAAGCAUCGUGGUGUUCAACGGGGUGGUCUCCAUGAGCAGGGGAAUGAGGACAGGUUUGGUUGCCUUCAUGGAAAUCUCUGUAACAUUGGAACUUGAGUAAGGCUGAUAAAUGCGUCACGACUAUGGUUAGCGUUAGAAUAUAGAACAAAAUCUGAACGAUUAUCCAAAAUAGGAGCAAAGACGAUGGUGUUAGGUUAUCGAUUAGAUCGCACAGAGCUCCCCAUACUGUCUUUUGGUGAUACGUUACGAAUGUGGGUUUUUCGAAUGGAUCGUCGUCUUGAAUAGUUAGAACUGUU
Messenger RNA from Phyllotreta striolata, 1152 nucleotides. NCBI's taxonomy places the organism in Eukaryota, Metazoa, Arthropoda, Insecta, Coleoptera, Chrysomelidae. The record is from the annotation of a GenBank genome assembly.